Funneliformis geosporum is the source of this 777-nucleotide messenger RNA. NCBI's taxonomy places the organism in Eukaryota, Fungi, Glomeromycota, Glomeromycetes, Glomerales, Glomeraceae. The record is from the annotation of a GenBank genome assembly.
AUGACAACUUCAGGCAUUGAAAUUCUUGAUAAUUUUAUUUCAAAAACUCGGCAAAGUUCAAAUUCACAAUAUUUAGAAUGGAUACCUUAUAAUCAAUUUGAAGAUGUAAAAUUUAUCUCACAAAAUGAAAUUAUAAAUGUUCUCAAAGCAAAAUGGAAAGUAGGACCGAUUAAUAAAGGAAGAAGAAAUGGUCCUAUACUCGUUGUGCUUAAAACAUUACUUGAUUGGAAAAAAAGUAAAUCGGAAUUAUCUACCACCAUCUUGAACCAAGUAUGUAAAAAUGAUCUAAAAACAAUUCAUGAAUUAGGGUUUAUUCAUAAAGAUAUCCAUAGCAAAAACAUCCUUCUUUCAAGCAGAGAUUCUUCACAAACCGAUCAUUCGAACGGACAAGAUAAAUCGUUAAUCGCUUAUCUUCCUACAUCCGGUCUAACAAGACCAGUAAAUGUUCCGAAUGAAAAGGAAGGCAUUUAUGGCAUUCUGCCUUAUAUAGCACCUGAAGUACUACGAGGUAAACCAUAUACUCAAGCCUCGGAUAUUUAUAGUAUUGGCAUUGUAAUGUGCGAAUUAAGUACUGGGGAAAUUCCAUUUAAAGACGAAUCAAAUGAUACAAAUUUAGCUAUUAGGAUUUGUCAAGGAGAAAGGCCAAAAUUAAAUGAAAAUGUUUCUCGUGUGUACAACGAUGUGAUUAAAAUGUGUUGGACUUCAGAUCCUUCAGCUAGGCCUCGCAUUAGAGAACUCGAAAAUAUCGUGCUGAAAUUGCGUAAUGAAAAAUUCUGA